AUGGCUUCUGUACAGGCUGCGCCUGCCGUCCAGCUACCUGGCGCCGGCAUGGCGCCUACCACUUCUCAUCAGGCUCAAGAGAUUUUCAAUAAAUUCAAGCAGAUGAGAGACAGCGGAGUCCCUAACACGGAUCCCGAAUACAUCAAGGCGGAGCAAUUCGUCUUGGCCUUCCAACAACAAGCACGUCUGCGACAGAAGCAACAGCAAUUCCUCCAGCACCAGCAACAGCAACAGAUGCAACAACAGCGACAAAUGCAGCAGGCUGGCGGACCCAACGGCGCCGUUAAUGGCGCGCAGUCCGCACAGCAGCAUCCUCAGUCGACACAACCUCCCACAUCGAGUGCGCUCAGUGCCUCAGCGCUUCCUGCGGCGACCUCAAAUAAUGCCGCCGCCGCUGCGGCAGCUGGCUCUCCUUCGACGGCUGCUCCCAGUGGCCCAGGUGCUGGUCAAUUUAACCCUCAGCAACUGAGUCUGCUCCGCCAACAGAUCCAUGCGUUCAAGCUGUUGACAAAGAAUGCUGGAGUCCCCUUGCAGAUGCAGCAAGCCAUCUUUGCCCAGCGUGAGCGAAGAAAAGCCAUCGCCGCCGAAGCCGCUGCGCUGGCAGCUUCAUCGACACCCGCAACGACUGGUCGAGAUUCUGCACAGCCUGGUCCCAACGGAUCUGAAACUAAGUCUGAACCUCCUCCAGAGGUUCAAGGACCGACUUUCAAAACCGUUAAGUCUCCUUAUGGUGACAACAAUUUGAUUCGCAAGUCAAUUAGCCACUUCGACCAUACUCAGCGUAAAAACCGCAAGCUUAUUCCGGGACUGUUUCCGACUGGUGUCGACUUCGACCAGCUGCGAUACGAGAGAGAAUUGAUUGUGUUCAACCGAAUGAGAGAUCGUUUUGCUGAGCUCAGAAAUACUCCAGCAAACAUUGCUCAUUGGGAUACCACCAAGGACGAUGUAGAACUGGACGACAGUGCAAAGGUUAAGGCCAUCAUUGAGAUGAAGAGCCUAGGCCUAUACGCAAAGCAAAAGGCACUGCGCGACAAGAUUGGCCGUUCCAUGAUGUUUUACGACAACCUUGCAAUGACGACCAACCGCUCAGGGUACCGCCGCACGAAGAAGAUGACGGUUCGCGAAGCCAGAAUCACCGAGAAGCUUGAGAAGCAACAGCGUGAUAUUCGGGAGAAUCGCGAGAAGAAGAGGCACAUCGACUUCCUGGCCGCCAUCACGCAACACAGGAACGAGAUUCAACAAACUGCAUCGAGCCAGCGCAACAAGUCCACCAAGCUCAACAAGCUCAUGUUUGCCCAGCACUACAACAUUGAAAAGGAAGAGCAGAAGAGGAUUGAGCGUACCGCCAAGCAGCGUCUGCAGGCUCUUAAGGCUAACGAUGAGGAGGCUUACCUCAAGUUGCUUGACGAAGCCAAGGAUACUCGCAUUACCCACCUUCUUAGACAGACUGAUGGUUUCCUGCGUCAACUUGCUGCAUCCGUCAAGUCUCAGCAAAGGAAGGCCCUUGCGGAGCAGACUGGCGAAGAGGAGGAGCUACCAGAGGAAGAAGAGGAGAGCGAACCAGACGAGGACGACGACGACACAAGUGGACGAAAGAUUGACUACUACGCCGUUGCCCAUCGCAUCAAGGAAGAGGUCACAGAGCAGGCCGAUAUCCUGGUGGGUGGCAAGCUCAAGGAGUACCAGGUCAAGGGUCUCCAGUGGAUGAUAUCCUUGUACAACAACAACCUGAACGGCAUUCUUGCAGACGAGAUGGGUCUUGGCAAGACUAUCCAGACCAUCAGUUUGAUCACCUAUCUCAUUGAGCGCAAGAAACAGGACGGCCCCUACCUGGUCAUUGUACCUCUCAGUACUCUGACCAACUGGACCCUCGAGUUCGAGAAGUGGGCGCCUUCUGUAAGCAAGAUCGUCUACAAGGGUCCUCCCCUGGCCAGAAAAGUGCAUCAGGAUAAGAUCCGCCAAGGACGUUUUCAAGUACUGCUCACAACGUACGAGUACAUCAUCAAGGAUCGGCCAAUUCUCAGUAAGAUCAAAUGGUUCCACAUGAUUAUCGACGAAGGCCACCGCAUGAAGAAUCAGAACUCCAAGUUGACAACAACUAUCCAACAAUACUACAACACGCGAUUCCGCCUCAUUUUGACUGGUACGCCGCUGCAGAACAACCUCACGGAACUGUGGGCCAUGCUCAACUUUACGCUCCCUACUAUUUUCAAAUCUGCAACAACCUUCGACGAGUGGUUCAACACACCUUUUGCCAACACUGGUGGACAAGACAAGAUGGAACUCACAGAAGAAGAACAGAUUCUUGUUAUUCGUCGUCUGCACAAGGUUCUGCGUCCUUUCUUGCUUCGCCGUCUGAAGAAGGAUGUCGAGAAGGAUCUCCCGGACAAGACCGAAAAGGUCAUCAAGUGCAAGUUCUCUGCUCUGCAAGCCAAGCUAUACAAGCAGAUGGUUACGCACAACAGGAUUCUCGUCAGCGACGGACAGGGCGGCAAGGCUGGUGCUCGUGGCUUGAGCAACAUGAUCAUGCAGCUGCGCAAGCUCUGCAACCAUCCGUUCGUGUUUGAUGAGGUGGAGAACCUCAUGAAUCCCAUGAGCAUCAGCAAUGACUUGUUGUGGAGAACGGCUGGUAAAUUUGAGCUUCUCGACAGAAUUCUGCCCAAGUACAAGGCAACGGGCCAUCGUGUUCUCAUGUUCUUCCAAAUGACGGCUAUCAUGGACAUCAUGGAGGAUUAUCUCAGAUACCGCAACCUGAAGUAUCUUCGUCUGGAUGGUACGACCAAGUCAGACGAGCGUUCCGAUUUGCUGCGCGAGUUUAACGCUCCCAACUCGGACUAUUUCAUGUUCUUGUUGUCGACGCGUGCAGGUGGUCUCGGCCUGAACUUGCAGACUGCUGACACUGUUAUCAUCUACGACUCCGAUUGGAAUCCUCAUCAAGAUUUGCAGGCCCAGGAUCGUGCUCAUCGUAUCGGACAAAAGAAUGAAGUGCGAAUUCUUCGUCUCAUCAGUUCAAACUCGGUUGAGGAGAAGAUCCUGGAAAGAGCCAGAUUCAAGCUUGACAUGGACGGCAAGGUUAUUCAAGCCGGUCGCUUCGACAACAAGUCAACGGAAACAGAUCGUGAUGCCAUGCUGCGUACGCUCCUGGAAAGCGCCGAUAUGGCAGAGACGGGAGAUCAGGACGAGAUGGACGAUGAGGAGCUGAACUUGCUCCUCGCUCGUAGCGACGACGAAGUCACCGUUUUCCAGAAGCUCGACGACGAGCGGAAGAGGGACCCAGUCUAUGGCGAGGCAGCCGGAGCAAACCUUAAGCCUCGUCUCUUGGCGGAGGAAGAACUUCCUGACAUCUAUCUUGGCGAUGGCAACCCGAUCGAGGAAGAGAUUGAGACAAGUCUUGGACGUGGCGCUCGUGAGCGAACCAAGGUUCGCUACGAUGACGGCUUGACGGAAGAGCAGUGGCUCAUGGCUGUGGACGAUGAUGACGAUUCACCAGAGGCUGCGGCAGCACGAAAGCAAGCCCGCAAAGACAAGCGGGAGACAAACAGACUCAAGAGGUCUGCCAUGUCAAACGCCGCUGACGACUCUCCCCCUGCAAGUCGUGCUAGCACUGAGGAGGUGGAAACUCCUAAGAAGAGAGGUCGCAAAGGUGGCGCCAAGAACCAGGAGAAGCGCAAGGCAGAAGAAGGGGACGACGAGCCUCCGGCCAAGAAGCGUCGGGGCCCGCAAGGCAGAGCCAAGGCAGUCUCUGUCUCUGUUGGGUCCGAAACGCCGCGGGUCUCGGCUCAGCAACGCCAACUCCUCCAGGCAAAUACGCGGGCUCUGUUUGAUGGACUCAUGAACCUCGAAGUGGAUGACCCGGAGCCACCAGAGGAGGACGACGACGAGUCGGUUGCGGGCAAGCGAAUCAUCAUUGGGCCCUUCCUUGCACUACCUCCCAAGCGCGAUUACGCCGACUACUACUUGAUUAUCCAGUCUCCUAUCUCGAUGAAGCAGAUUGAGACCAAGAUCAAGAAGCAACAGUAUCACAGCCUGGGCGACAUGCGCAAGGACGUCGACCUCAUGUUCCGCAAUUGCCAGACUUACAACGAGGAGGCGUCGCUUCUGUACCAGGACUCUCUUACCCUUCAGAAAUUCUUCCACGAAGAACUCCAGAAAGCUCUUGAGAAGCACCAAGAGUUGCAGGAACUAGAAAGCGACGGCGGCAAGGAGGGCUCAGUAGCACCUAGUGCGAGUGCGAGCGCCGGAACGCCUCAGCCAGCAACAUCCACAACGAGGAUUAAGUUGAUUUCGUCCGCCUCCAACGGAGCGAAGGAGGCAAAUGGGGCAAGCAACGGUGCCCAAAGCGACCAGGAGUAA
Molecule: messenger RNA, 4353 nt
Organism: Colletotrichum orchidophilum
Lineage: Eukaryota; Fungi; Ascomycota; Sordariomycetes; Glomerellales; Glomerellaceae
Product: SNF2 family domain-containing protein
Exons: 3
Coding region: 1-4353 (1450 amino acids)
Biological process (GO): positive regulation of transcription by RNA polymerase II
Cellular component (GO): nucleus
Molecular function (GO): DNA binding; ATP binding; ATP-dependent chromatin remodeler activity
Source: RefSeq, a predicted model, not a curated record